Messenger RNA from Galleria mellonella (greater wax moth), 2245 nucleotides. RefSeq names its product odorant receptor 94b. The transcript has 6 exons. Gene Ontology annotation, molecular function: odorant binding; olfactory receptor activity. Gene Ontology annotation, cellular component: plasma membrane. NCBI's taxonomy places the organism in Eukaryota, Metazoa, Arthropoda, Insecta, Lepidoptera, Pyralidae. Gene Ontology annotation, biological process: sensory perception of smell; detection of chemical stimulus involved in sensory perception of smell. The record is from RefSeq and is a predicted model, not a curated record.
GAAACAAGCAGUAUUAGUUCUUGUCCCGAUUUAUAAGAAAACAUAAAACCAAGGAAACUAGGAGAAAUGAUCAAGUUACCGUACAAUAUUCAUAUAGUUGAUAUCAUCAAUUGGUCUAUUCGAUGCACUGGAUCUAGAUUAAAUACGACUAGCAGUAAUAUACGCCACUUGACAAACGUAGCCACGAUAAGCUUUGUAACAACAUCUAUCUUACAAGUUAUUGCGUUUUACUUUGCGAAAGAAAAUAUCGAGAAACUUUUCGAAUGCUUCAGUGUUUUAUCUUUUUGCGGAAUGGGACUCCUUAAGUUAAUGUCACUUCGAUGGAAAUCCCAUAAAUGGCAGCAUCUUUUGAACCAAGUUCAAAAAUUAGAGAGCGCUCAGAUUGAUGCUGGAAAUAUCGAUUUUGUUCAUUCUAUACAGAGUUAUACAAUUAAGUAUCAGACUAUGUCAACAAUGCUAUCCAGAAUGUAUGUAUUUACUGGUAUAAUUUAUAUCUUAUCACCGAUCAUUGAAUUUGCAUAUCUGAAACUAAAUGGUGACGAUCCUGUAUAUCCACACAUUUUACCAGUAUGGGCUCCACUCGAUAUUAGCACAUUUGGUUACUUAGCCACAGUCGCUGUUGAAAUAAUAUCAGCUAUUUACUGCGUCUGUGUACAUGUUGCCUUUGAUCUGUCCUCUGUUAGUUUGAUGAUUUUUAUUUGUGGCCAGUUUUCCUUGAUUCGUCAUUACAGCGAAAAUAUAGGAGGAAACUGUAAAAACCUUUGUAUUUCCGAUGAAAAUGAUGAACGCGCCCGCUGCUAUAUCUGAUACUGUCAUCAAACUCAGAAUACGCUUAUCAAUUUAAUUCGUGAAUUAGAAAAGUUACUGAAAGACAUUUUGGGAAUAUAUUUUUUCUUGGCAACUCUUACUCUGUGUUCGGUGGCAGUACGACUCAACAUGGAAACAAUGAGUGUAACUCAACUUAUAUCAUUGUUGCAGUAUCUAUGCGCGACAAUUACGCAAUUGUUCAUCUUUUGUUUAUAUGGAGAUGCUGUCCAGCAUAAGAGUUCCAUCGGUAUGGGUGAAGGGCCAUAUGGAGCGGCCUACUGGUGUCUAAGCCCAAAAGUUCGUCGCGAACUUACACUGCUGGCGGUUGGUAUGUCACGCCCACGACACUUACGCGCUGGCCCCUUCCACGUACUCAACUUACCAUCAUUCGUUCAGAUUCUACGAACGGCAUAUAGUUAUUAUGCCGUUAUACGGAAAUGAAAAACUACAUCAGUGUUAUUAAAACAAUGAAAAAAAAAAGUUGCUUUAUAGACAGUUCUUAAAAACCACGCACACACACCUGUUAGAGGACGUUCAAGUAUUACAUAACGCAAUUUGGAUGGAGUAGGUCUUGUAAAACGUAACGAUGCGUUAAAGGGAAGGAAGGGUGGGUCGAACAACACCUUAUCUAAUAUUAUUUUAUUAUUAAAAAUAAAAAAAUUCCAAGUUGGCAACUCUUUUCAUUUAUGUUUUACGGGAUUUCUCGACAGAAUUGUAUGUCAUUUUUAUUUUGUUUUCGUUGUCAGUUUUCAUGGAAACUUUUAUGGGGGGGAAAUACGAAAAUAUAUUGCGGCGCGUUGUAUGGAGGGAGGGAAAGUCAAAAGUUUAAAAUCGUGCAUAUUCAAAAAUUGCAUUACGUAAUACUUGAACGUUAUUACGUGAUAUUUUUUUGUUUGAGCAAAGAAAUUUUAAUGCUGUGAUAGUACGAAAAACACAUUUUGAAUUAAAUAAAAAUUGAUAGAGCUACACUAACAAAUGACAGUAGAGACUUAUUGGUUUCUUAUAAGUUGAAUUAAGAUAUUUUAGCAUAUAGCUGAAACACGUAUAAUAAAACAAUAGUAGCGAUCGGAAUUGCAAUAAAGCAUGGCGGCUUGACAAACUCUCAAUUCGCUCUGUUACUGUUAAAUGUACUCUUUUAUUCAUUGCAUCGUCGACAUCAUCGAUUUCCCACCUUUUCAAAACUACUGCUCAUUUUAAAAGAAAAACCCAAGGGUCCGUUAUUGAAGUUCAUAUAGAACAAAGAUAGUGGCUACAUAGUAAUAUAGAUUAUAGACUACACCGAUAGUAAUACAGAUUAUAGACUACACCGAUGUCUGCUGAGUAGUAGCAAUAUGUCCCCCGUGGAUGUUUUACUCAUUUAUUCAUUCUUCGGUUGGUCAGCACCGACCCUACAUUGUUAAAUCUCACUGCAAAAUAUAAGUACUGCACUUACUGCAAA